UACAUCUUUGAGCAUUUUCCGGUUUGAAAUUGUGAUGUGAUGCUGAAAAACUUGAAUUUAGUUUCAGAAUUAACACAAAUGGUCAAUGUUUAUUGAUUCAGGUUUAUCAUAAGAGCUGUCAAUAUAGCGUAUCCUGAUGUGUUUGAGGUGACAUAGGAGGCCUGAAGACAGGCCACAAACAUGAAGCGUGAACAGUUAGCUUCAGCACCCGACCCCGGAGAUGAGUCUACCCGUAGACCUUCCAAGAGAUCAAAGAUCGACAAGCUACGCCGAAAAUCCUCCACCAUCAGUAACAAUGUAGAAACGUUCAAGGGAUUGAACAGUGAUAACAAACCUAACCCGAAGUCUAUUAAGCGUGCUGGGCCCUAUUUUCUAGGUCCUAGGUUAGGUUCAUCUCCAGUGAGAAGUAUUGUACAGUGUUUAGCCAGGAAAGAAGGAACAGAUGAUUUUUACACGCUGAAGAUCCUGACCCUGGAGGACCCAGGCAGAGAGAGUCAGGAUGACAGACAGGGCAAGAUGUUACUACACACAGAGUACUCGCUUCUCUCACUGUUACACAACCAGGAUGGGGUCGUUCAUCACCAUGGGCUCUUCAAGGAUGAGGCGUGGGAAGAAGUGGACAGCCUGAACUCCCAGGGCGCUAUAGACUACACGGGCAGGAAGAAGAACAGACUGUGCCUAGUUUUGGACUGUUUAAUACCCCACGACUUCAGCGACCAGAACGCAGACCUCAUCAAUCUACAACACUACGUCAUCAAGGAGAAGAAGCUCUCAGAAAAAGAAGCCAUUAUUAUAUUUUAUGAUGUUGUCAGAGUGGUGGAGUGCCUUCAUAAGAAAAACAUUGUGCAUCGUGACCUCAAACUUGGCAACAUGGUCCUGAACAAAAGAACACGGAGGAUUGUGAUCACAAACUUCUGUCUGGGGAAACACUUGGUGUCUGAGAAUGAUCCGCUCAAAGAUCAGAGAGGGAGUCCCGCUUACAUCAGUCCUGAUGUACUCAGUGGUAAGCCUUACCUGGGUAAGCCGAGUGACAUGUGGGCUGUAGGGGUGGUACUCUUCACCAUGCUGUAUGGACAGUUCCCCUUCUAUGACAGUGUACCUCAGGAACUCUUCAGAAAGAUCAAGUCAGCGGAAUUCAAUAUUCCCAUGGAUGGACGAGUGUCUGACAAAUCUGUGUCAGUAAUCAGUAAACUGUUGGUGUUAGAUCCAGCCAAGCGACUGUCAGCCACAGAAGUGUUAGAGGCUUUAAAUGUUAUCAUCACCACAUGGAAAACCUUGUCACCCCUGUCAGGACCUUUACAGGUGGUACCUGAGGUAGAGAAUCUCAGUGACAGUCAGAACUCCCAUAAGUCAGCGGAAAACAACUCACCAAGCUCCCCGAGCGAGUUGGAAUUAAAGCUACGACAACUGGAGCGAAAAGAGGCAAACAUGAUUGAGAACAAACAGGCCAAUCCUCUGCUGACCCCAUGGCGAGUUGCCAUAUCUCAUCCCCCAAUAUGCCAUGUAAACAUGGACGCACAACCAUUGACCCCAGCAGAAAUCAUGAACCAUCGGCAUCUCCUGGCCCAGCAUAGGCCAACCUCAUAAUCACCUCUCUCCACUGAGCUUUAUUUAUUUGUGACCUGUUUGUAGAACAGAAGAAUGUGUACGCUUAUUUGUCAUAUCAUGAUAUAUGUAUAUGAACGCGUUCCAAGAAGGAAUAUUUCCUUUCAUUAUUAGUAGUCAGUGAUAUGGUGACGAUUUUUUCUGGUGCCAUUGACUAGACACUUGUCAGGAAUUUUGUAUGGUGCAUUCAUGAUAUUGGUUGCCUGUUGAUAGUAAAAUGUUGAACUAGAUGUAGGGGAAAAAAUGUGCUUUAUCUUUGAUAAAUUAUUGUUUUUACAACUCUGCCAAAGUUGGAGAAAUUAGGUAUUGAGAAAUCAUUCUUCUGUCCAUUUCUGUGCAAACACUUAUAGGCAGGUUGAUCACACUUAUUCGAGACCGUGGACAUCCAGGCACUUGGCUCAUAUGAGUCAGGGACAAGCAGACAACAAGGUAAAAGGUAACAUGGGAAAUGAACAACAUUGGACGAUAUUCAAAUAAGUACGGCUGAUCAUAACUAGAAGUAAUAGUAUGUAUUAAAGACAACAGAACAAUGUGCACAGCGUAUAUAAAUUGUGAACAUUAACAAAACAUGCUUUUAGACUUAUGAGGCUUAUUUAGUAACUCCCAUGUUAUAUAGACAAUGUUUUCACCGCUGUAUGUGAGCGAGUACGCGUGUUGGCACGAGUAAAACGGCAAAUGCCUGGAAGUCCACUGUCUCGAAUACAAUAUGUACACCUAGGUUUGGAAGACCUACUUUCUGUGGCCUUGGUAAAUGUUUUCAAACUCACUGAGGUCAUGAUAUAGUUUGUAAAGAUGGUAUUUUUUUUUCACUCUUUCAAGCAAGAACCCUGUUAUUUUUCAUUGAUCUUGACCUUGAUUUAUUUUAUCCAUGUCAUUGUGCCUCCAUAUCGUGGAAAGCACCAUCACAGGUAACUAUUUAUGUGUGAUAGGCAUUUUUGCAUCGCAGAGUAGUUUAUGUUUUUUUUUUAAUACAUAGUUAUUAAAUAUGUAAAUUUUAACCCGCGAGUAAUGCUGUUGGCUUGAAACAGAUUUUGUUUGAACUAGAUCAGUUUCCUUUACUUUAUAUUACAGAAACUCACUUUUGGCAAGGCAUACAUACAUAAGAUGGCGUCACUCACUGUUAGAGGUGACAACUUUGUAUGUCUUAUAAACGGAACAUCUUUGCAACUUUGUAUGUCUUAUAAACUGGAACAUCUUUGAUCAGUGAACCAGAUAUUGAUAUUUAAAAUGCUUUAUUUGCCACUAAAAAAACAGGUUGUUUGAAGAGAUGUUAAUUAUAGAUACAUAAUUAUAGAUACAUAAUUAUAGAUACAUAAUUAUAGAUAGUCUUUACAGACUUCAAUCAGCGAAACUUGUAAAUGUAUUUUAUAAUCUAUCUCUCACAUGUUCAUUCGUAAGAAAUCCCUUUUUCCGUCUGUCUGGGGUCAGUUUUGUGAUUUUGCCAAUAACGAACAAUCUUUUUUGUCAGCAAAUUGUGGUUGAAGAUAAACCAGUACAUGUACUUCUGCCGUGGGAGGCUUGGUAUUGUUUUAAUAUGUAGGUGAGCCUUGAAGCUUCUGUCAAAUAAGUUUGUGGAAUUAGGUUAUCCAUGCGUUGACGCCAGUCAUAACUGUAUAGGCUGUUUGGGCGCGAAGAGCAUUUACAAUCCAGAUGACUGCGGGUCGUGAUAUUGUUGUUGAGAACAUUUGGAAUUGUGUAAGGAUCACUGCUUGUAAUCAUGUGCUACGUUACUUUUGGAUGGUGGCCAUACUAAUGCUCAUGAAUUUAUGGCCAUGUAUGACAGGAAUAUGGUCCUGGAGAAGUGUGUUGAGAUUUUUAUACGUUUAUACGUUUUAUGGCAUGUUUACCAUUUGUAUCAAAAUUUUAGUUAUGUAUGCUUUGUAUGUAGAUGUUGGUAAAUAUUUAUUUUAUAUAUUAUGAUACGAUUUUAUAGAACUAAACUGCAUGUAAAUUAUUUGAAAAGAUAGAAUAUCAGAGUUGUACGUUUGCUUGUACAUAUGUAUUUGUACUGUAAGAGAUCGUCAUACACGUAUCAUAGUUUUGAGUUGAGCUUGUUUAUUAUAAAUUUCAUCUUUAUUUUAUUAACAAAGUAAUCUCUGUUCAUCCACAUAGCGGAAACCAGUGUUAUAUGGCCAUUUAUUAAAUGUUUCUGUGCAAAAUUAGUUGGUUUGAACGCCAAUUUUUAAUAUUUCAGGAAAGUGCAUGUCAUUGCGUUUUAGUAAACCAUAGUUAAAAUUAACUCAUUACAUUUAGAUACUGUGUAAUAAAGAGUCUUGUAUCAUAUUUUGUGGCUGCAGUCAUCCAGGUAAAUACAUUUGUAUGAAUUUAAGUGAGAAACGUUGAUGAUGCUUAUCAAAACCAGGAGGUUGAUUUGAUUGAAGUUUUACGCCAUACUCAGGAAUAUUUCACCUACACGACAUCGGCUCCAGGAGUCUUGUGUCAAGUUCCUGUUUGUUCUGAUGGUAUAACUGGCAGCAUGCAACAACAGUAUCAAAAAAUAACACUAAGCCCACGCCCAUUAAGAGCAAUUCCUACACAUUCCCCUUCUGAGUGUAAACUUACAUGGACGAUGCCGCUUACUGUUCCAUUCUGGCAAUAUACUUCAGGGUAUCUCUGUCUACUGGGCACUAUAUGACGUUCGCACCAAGUACGGAGAACUAGUUACCAUUUACUAGAGCUCUUUCUAAAGUAAGUCGAUAGCCAACAGGCCAAACUAAUAUCUAAGUAUGUGUAUAUUAGAAUGGGGAUCAACGUCGCUUGCAACAUCAGUUUAGUAAUAUCAAGACGGUGCCUCCUUGUACAUUGUAGCAAUAGGACCAUAAGGCCUAUAUAUUUAUAGUGUUGCCUCACUGGAAAGCCGUGCGGAGAACACCAGGCACCAAGUCGCAUUACACUGACAUCGGUCUUGGAACUUGGUCUAUUCAUCUUGUGCUGAGAGCCAAUCGAGGUUUUGCCAAGAUUAGCCAUGGUAAAGGCUUGGACAGGCCCAGUCCGGGAGUGAAACCCGUAUUUACCAACGCUCUAUACACUAAGCCAUUGCACACAAUCCAAAGUCUUAGACUGUGGAAAGGCAGUGUGCACUUACACCACUGAUAUGGUGGGAAGGCACUAAAUUACACUAGACCUUAUUAUAAUGAUGAUUGGGAAGCUGCCACAUGGGCCUUAGCAUGUUAUUUUUGAUUCCGCAUCAUUAAAGAAGCUACUAUUUGAUAAGAUACCGUAUUUAUUUGUAUUCAUCGGCUAUCGAAUAGGGUGGAUCGGUUAUUUCUUUCUGUUGGAACAAAGUAUGCAUAAUAAAUGUAGUGUAUGUACGGAGUGUCUGACUUAAUUGAAUGAGUAGGCCUUAAACUGACUUCUCGAUGUAAACUUAAAUAUCAUUGCGAACGACGGUUAUUAUUCUAUUCUGGCAAGUUAGUUCAGCAUAUCUCUGGCUACCAGCCCGUUUAUUUGCCUGUGAUUCAUGAUAAGGCGUUUUCAUCAAUUACCAAGAACC
This is a messenger RNA of Liolophura sinensis, 5098 nucleotides long. RefSeq names its product serine/threonine-protein kinase 40-like. Bases 181 to 1587 code for a protein of 468 amino acids. Lineage: Eukaryota; Metazoa; Mollusca; Polyplacophora; Chitonida; Chitonidae. Gene Ontology annotation, molecular function: protein kinase activity; ATP binding. The transcript has 9 exons. The record is from RefSeq and is a predicted model, not a curated record. Gene Ontology annotation, biological process: protein phosphorylation.